This is a messenger RNA of Cryptococcus deneoformans JEC21, 3993 nucleotides long. RefSeq lists its product as hypothetical. NCBI's taxonomy places the organism in Eukaryota, Fungi, Basidiomycota, Tremellomycetes, Tremellales, Cryptococcaceae. The record is from RefSeq and is a predicted model, not a curated record. Bases 178 to 3870 code for a protein of 1230 amino acids. The transcript has 5 exons.
CCAUUGCUGCAACAGGACAUUUCCACGCUAUACCUGCAUAGCUUAUAACACCUCAGAUAUAUGGCAAUAAGCACUAUACAUGGCCUCCUGACAGCAGUGACGCUAUUGACUAUUUCCAACUGACCAGAUAAAAGCCUUGGCCUGUAUCCCCUCAAAUUCCCCAUAUAUGACUACGCGAUGGCCAGGUCAAUCCGAUCAAGUACUACAAAAGGCAGAAGCAAGGGGACCAGUGUCAGAAAGACACAGACUUUCAAGAGAACGAAUCAGCAAUCGAAAGCCAUAUCGCAACAACUUCCAGCUGUCGCACAGAAAGUAACCCGAUCAUCUGCACGCCUCGCCGCACGGACACAGCCUGUCCAGCCUCGUCACAAAGCUGCCACUGUAGCUCAUGAUCAGGUGCUCCAAUCAAAUCCUACAGAGGAUGGCAAGAAAAACCUUUCCAACUUUAUUCCUGCCUCUACGCUUGCUAGGCAACUGAGUGUAGUUGACAUCAGCAAACCUAGAACGGCGAGCCUGGACAUCCCUGAGCAAGGAGGUUAUGAUGAUCGCGGGUUCUGGCGGGAGUCACCUUCCACAGCAGAGCAUAGCAUCCUUCCACAGCAAGGCCCAAAAACCGGUAAAAAUGCAGUCAAAUCUCACGUGACUGUCACUACUGCCACUCCAAUGAUUGGUUCAUAUAAGAGACGGCACCUCUCUCUACCAUCGUCGUCAUCAUCUUCUUCAGCUUCCCUACCAGCCACAGAUCUAAGGACUCCUCAUUUGCAAAACCUCGUCAACAACAAAGGCACUAAUGGUUGCAAAGAUAAUCAUUUUUUUAGGACCCAAGGCUACACUCCACCUUCCGGAGCUAUUGGAGACCUAUUUCGCAUCAAAAGUCUUGCGCUACCGACACAGUCUCUAUCACAUGCCGGCGUCUUUAAACCUCCAAAUUGCAUCGCAGCUCACCAAGGGCCAAUGGUUGUCCCCAUCAGCUCUUCAACCCAAACGGCUGACACUUCUGAGACUGGUCAUCAAGUUGAAGAACUGAGCUAUGAAGAUGAGCCGUCGCCUGUAAAACGCCCUAUCACUCGGCGAUCGCGCAUUCGGCCGGUUGAAGGUAAACUUUAUAUGAUUAGCGACGGCGAGGGUGAGGAGGAAAUACAAGAGCAAGAAAGAGAAGAAGGUGACGGUAAUUUACAACCGAUCCAACCCCUCGACCUUGACCUAUCAGGAAGCGUAUCCUCGUCUAGUAAAUGGCGUGAUCCUUUCUCUUAUAUCCCGGCAGCAAAUACUCAGUCGGCUGCACCUUUAAGAUCACAUCGUCGAAGCCAAAUUCGGCCUUCACUCAACACUCCUUCAGAGCUCGUGGCACAUAAUACUACAGUGGAUGAGGAGUCGCCUUCCCAGAUUAAAGUCGACCGCGUUGAAAAAACGUCAGAGAUCCUCUUACGCAAUGCAUCGACUUCUGUUGUUAAGGCCACGCCAAUGCUAGGAAAAAGAAUUUAUGGGAAGGGCAGGUCACAUAUAUAUAAAGUUGGUUUGCCCGAUCCAGUUUCUAACGGACAGGCAGCAAACCUCACGCCUCCUGCCCAUUCACCUUCCACUCACAGUCCUUCUGCUAUUGGCCUGUUGAGAAAAGAAAGUGUGCAGAAUGACAUCAAAGUACCGGAAUCACUCAAUAAAGCCCCUGAUCGUCCGGCAGUUAACCAUCCGGAAGAAGGAGAAGAUGAACUUUGGAGUGAUGACUGGCCCGGCGAUUUGGAAGAAAGCCCCACCAAGCGCGGUCCGCUUCGGCCGGUAACUAUGGUUUUAGGAAAUAGAUCGCCUCGCAAACGUGUUGGCGAAAGUGAUAGCGAGUGUAUCUCUGACGCAAAUAAUUAUGCGAAGAAAAAGCAAAAGGCCGAGUUUUCCAACGAAACAGCAUCCUCCGCUGCCCAAGGCACUUCUAGGCUUCGAUUAUCUCGCAAUGACUCUGUUCAGAUUCGUGUGCAAAACUAUAUCCAAGUGGUGCAUUCUGUGCGCCCCAAGCGAUCCCGACGCAAUAUCUCGAGACGCAUCCGACCGCCUAUAGGAUACUCACUUAAACCCUUUGACGCUAUCCCAUUCUCCGAAUAUGUCAAGGAAUAUCGUAAGAACCCUGAUAUGACCCUUUUCCAGAUGCCUACUGGUCUCUUUUCCUCUGGGUGCUUUGCCAAACGACACGAGAGUAAGAAGGUUAGCGGUAAAUUUACAGGACGUAAAACACCUUUAGUGCUGGACCCAUCGCAAAAUGACCCACAUUGGGAGGACGAGAUCGUAUUCGAAUCUUCGACAAGGCCCCUUCAACGUGGGCGCAAGAAUAAUGGAAAGGCAGAAGUAUCGACAAAACGAAUCCCUAGAUUGAAUUUAAUCGCUGAUCCAAUCGGACACCAGCCCCAGUCCCAGCUACCACCUGGACGAUUGUCUCAACGAAAACGACGACAGUCCGUCGACGAUGCAUGCCGAAAGGUUCUUAAUACCGGCCCCACGAAAGCAGGUCACGAGGGGAGGUUGGGGUCGAUAGAGUUUGAGAAGCUUGAAUCUCCAUCGCUCAUUUCUUCACCGUCAAGGAGAACUGUCAUCAAGGACACUGGCUAUUGGAAGAUUCUGCAACAAGACCAGCCCGCGAAACGUUUCAAUGCACCCAAAAAAUCAGUAUGGCCCAUUCAACUUCGACCACAGGAAAGUAUCAAGCAAUUCCCUUCGCCUGCUUUCGUAUCUGUCAAUCUAUCACUUUCCAUCUCUGGUGAUUCGACCCAAGAACGCCAAUCUCCUACAUCUCAGCGUUUGAACCCGGAGGACGAACUUGCCGACCGACGAAUGAUGAGUGGCACUGACACGACUAAUCAUCUUGUGGGCCGGCCCAAUUCACAUAGUAUCCAGAGCAGGAAGGAAAGACAAGCAGCGAGGGAAAAGAGGGUUAAGGAAAAAAGAGAAGCUCUAAGAAGAGAGGAGGAGAAUGGUGCAGAUGCUGCGGUAGAUGAAGACGUCCAACGACCGUUUCAGAAGAAAUCAGCCCCUGUCACACGAAAUCAGUCGUACGUGAUUGUCCCUUCCUCUCAUGCCAAACCUUCAGAUACACAAGGUACAACACCCUCUCGUCGCGCUGUUGCGAUACCAGACCCUUCCCGAGUUCUUGUCCGGUCAUCAACCCAAGUCAGGCCCCUUUCUGCGUACCCGACACCGUCCCGCAUCGGCCUCAUGCGUAGGAACAGCAUGCUGCCUUCUCCUUCCCUCAAGAAGGAUCAUUCAGUUGCAGAGCUUCAACCCGUACGUCCUCAGCCUUCAAAUAUCAUUGUAACCCCUUCCAAACCUUUUGCAAUUCCUACUCAACGUAAUACCCAACACAAUACUCGAACAAGCUCUUGUACCCAAUCUUAUCCUCCGCUAGCUCAAGCAUCUCGUCAUCUGGGCACGCAAUACACACAAGUCUUGGAAAGGACAGAAGUUGACUCAUCUCAUACUCGUCCCACUCAGAACCUGGAAAGGACAGAAGUGGACUCUUCAUCUCAGCCCCGUCUCACCCAGGGACUUGAAAAGACAUGGAUAGGCUCCUCUCGACCUCAUUUCAGAGCCUUUUCCUCUGAAGCCGAGAAUGAGGAAGCGCAUGGAAUAAAUGACGCCCUCUUCUCACAAGGCACCCCGGAACGUUCCCCGAGCCCACCACCUGUGACCCAAGCACUUUCAAGGCUACGUAGUCGAUCCGCUGGAAGUAGAUCAAUUGGCCUAAGGGCAUUGCCGUCUCUGCAAAAGACGCCAGUAUCCCAACGGACGAGAUCACAGGGUACACAGAAAAGCGGUUUAUAUUCACAGUUUCGUUCCCCUCUGAAGAACGCAGCUGGAACAUCACGCAGGACGGGCAUACCGAGUUAAGGAAGUGUCAGAGAUGCAAGAGUAAAGACGCAUGUUUGGAAAUUUCAAAGAAGCCGUCUCGUAUCAACCAAUAGUGGCAGCCCUCUCAAGGGCGACGAUGACCUGCUUAUCAUAUCAUAUGUC